CGAACAGUCCGGAGCAGCCCGGCGAGUCAUCAGCACCAUCUGAGAGGAGAAGAGAGGAGCGAGCUGCUCUGAUGAACCAGCAGCAGCAGAGAAGAAGAAGAAGAGGAAGAGGAGGAGGAAGAGGAGACACUUCUUCUCUCACUUGUGCGUAAAAGUCUGUUGGAUUGUUAAUUAACAGCCUCACUGAUGGACUCUUCACCGCGCAGAAGGAUUCAGGAGUUAAUUACUGCAGAUUAACUUCACAGCGCUGCUUCAGGUGACUCUGAUUUAUUCUCACCUGUGAAUCUCUGAGCUCGGAUCAUAGAGACAGAACCGCGGACACGUUCUGUCCUGGGUUUGAUGGAAACAUGACCAAAGCUGCGCCCGGAGCGGUUCUCCUGCCCAGCCUCGCCUCCCGCCUGCUCCCGCUGCUGCUGCUGCUGCUGCUGCUGCUGCUGCUUCAUGCCUCCCCGGCGCGUCUGUCCGCGCUGCCCGGGCAUCCGGUGCGCUACUUCGGACAAAUAGCUGAGAACUCCCCGGCCGGGUCGCCGGUGGACGGGGUGGUGCUGCCGCUCGGAGCCGGCGGCUGCCCCGGAGCGGACCUGAGUGGCAGCCUGAAGGGGGAUUACGCGUCGGAUUUUAGGCUCGUUCACUACCGCGCGCACCGGGACCACCGGGGGCAUCUGGGUCUGGUCUCCGCCAGAGUUCUGGACCGGGAGUUUAUAGCGAUGUACGAGCUGACCGUGGAGCUGCCGCCGCGAUGUCUGAGGACACCGGCCGCCGUGCAGGUCGAAGUGUCGGACAGGAACGACAACAUGCCCCGGUUCACCGGCGGGAACCAGACGGUUGAAGUGGACGAGCUGACGGCCCUCGGAACCGAGCUGACCCGCUUUGACGCGAAGGACGGCGACGCGGAGAGGAACGGACGCGUCACCUUUUACGCGUCACCGGAGUCUCACCUGCUCCACGUGGUUCCGCAGACCGGACAGGUGAGGCUGGUCGGGUCCCUGCUGGGCGUCAGCCAGGUGACUCUGCGCCUGUACGUGACUGAUGGCGGAGCCGUGGCGCUGAUCGGUGGACCGGUGUUCCUGCGCGUCAACGUCCGCCGCUCCCGCAGCGCGCGGCGGAGGCCGAGGGCUCUGUCCGAGGAGCUGACCUACACCGUGACGGUCCCGGAGCACGUCAGAGUCGGGGACCUGGUCUUCACGGUGCCGGACCAGAGGUUCGAGCAGCGCUGGUUCGAGGUGAUAUCCGAGGCCGACGCGCCGGUUCAGAUCGAGCGGGACUCGGGGCGCCUGUACCUGGCGCGCAGCCUGCAGGAGCCCGCUGAGGUGGCGGUGAAGAUCCAGAACCUCCGAGGUGAUGACUGGUACCUGUGCAGGUUGACUCUCAGCAUGCCCAGCCAGGCUGACCUGCAGUGGGCCAUGUUUCCGUCACCCUACCUGGGUGCCGUGGGUCCCGACGCCACGCCCGGCUCUGUGGUGUACCGACUGUCGGCGCGGCAACGAGACGGGACGGUCGGACAGGCCCAGUUCCUCCUACUGGACGGUGGAGACGAGUGCUUCGAGGUGGACCGUCGCUCCGGUGAGAUCAGGACCACGGGUCGACCUCUGACCCCCAGCAGGGAGUACCUGAUGCGGGUGCAGGCGGUGGACGGACACGGUCGUAAAGGCCCGCCGGCCGCGGUCGCCAUCCUGGCCGGGUACCGACCGCCGCAGUUCACCAACGCCACCUACAGCCUGAACGUACCGGAGAACAAACCCGUCGGCCAACCCGUCGCCGUGGUUCAGGCCGUCUCCUUCCAGAAGAAGAGUCUGUCCUACAUGCUGCUGGUGAAUCCUGGGAAUCUGUUCAGCAUCAACCAGGAGAGCGGCGCGCUCAGCCUGACCAGGACCGUCGACUACGAGAGCGGACACAACCUGCACACCCUGCAGGUCCGCGCCUCCGAACCCGACACGGGCCUCAGCAGCGUGGCAGAGGUCGUCGUCCACAUCACAGAUGAGAACGACUGCACGCCAGAGUUCCUCCACUCCAUCUACACCAGAGACAACAUACCUGAGAGCAUCGCACCUGGAACCUCCCUGCUGCAAGUUCUGGCCCGUGACUGUGACUCAGGUGUGAACUCGGAGCUCUCUUACUUCGUCCACGGCGGCGACUUUGAUAUCACAUCGGGGGGUGUGGUCAGCCCCGCCCGUCGCCUGGACUACGAGCGACCCAAUCACAUCUACGAGUUUGUGGUGGUCGCUGUGGACGCAGGGACGCCCCCCCGGACAGGCACCGCCUCCGUCCGCAUCCGAGUUUCCAACAGCAAUGACGAGGCGCCCGUCUUCUCGCAGAGCGUUUAUAAGACCUUUCUAAGCGAGGAUGCCGGUCCAGACACGCUGGUCGCCAUCGUUCAUGCCAACGACCCAGACGGAGACGCAGUUUCGUACGCCAUCACUGGCGGCAAUGAGGACAGCAACUUCCUGCUGGACAACCAGAAGGGCAUCAUCAAGCUGCGCAGGAGUCCUCCUCCGAGGCUCAGAGGGCCGCAGUACGUCCUCAACAUCACCGCCACCGACGACAACGCGUCCGGCGGGCCGUAUCCGCUCAGCAGCUCCGCCCAGGUCAUCGUGGGGAUCAACGACAUCAACAACAACAAGCCGGUGUUCCAGGAGUGUCAGAACUACAGUCUGAACGCAGUGGUUCUGGAGAACCAGCCCCCGGGGACGUUUGUCCUGCGCGUUCAAGCCCACGACGCCGACAUGGGAGUCAACGGAGAGGUGAAAUACGGCAUCAUGCACAGAGACGGCGUGUCCUCCGGGUUUGACAUCGACCCCGACACCGGUGUGAUCACCACGACGAUGAGCUUCGACCGGGAGCGCCAGAGGGAGUUCACGCUGUCGGUGACGGCCACGGAUCAGGCCGACGAGCCGCUCAUCGGGAUCUGUCAGAUCACCGUCGUCAUCGCAGACCAGAACGACAACGACCCCAAGUUUGAAAACAGCCGGUACCAGUACUUCCUGCGGGAGGACACUCCGGUUGGAACCAGUUUCCUGCGAGCAGCGGCGCACGAUGACGACCAGGGGAGCAACGCCGCCAUCGCCUACUCCCUGUCCAAUCAGAAGCCAGCUUACCUGCACAUCAACCCCAGUACAGGCUGGAUUUAUGUCAACCACCCCAUCUCACAGACGUCCAGGAUCAACCAGCAGAUCGUGGCGUCAGACGGAGGGAACCGCAGCAGCUCCGUGGAGCUCACCGUCAUCAUCACCAACGUCCACAACCAGCCGCCACACUGGGAGCAGCCGGAGUACUGGGUCACGGUGCCGGAGAACACCGUACGGGACGCCAAGAUAGUCACCAUCAAGGCGACGUCUCCGCUCGGCGACCCCCGUGUGACCUACAACCUGGAGGAGGGUCAGGUGCCCGAGACCAACAUGCCGGUGCGGUUCUACGUCAAGCCCAACCGGGCCGACGGCUCGGCGUCCAUCCUGGUGGCCGAGAACCUCGACUACGAGACGACACGCUUCUUCACGCUGCGGGUGCGAGUCCAGAACGUCGCCGCCGUGCCGCUCGCGUCCUUCACCACCGUCUACGUCAACGUGACAGAUGUCAACGACAACGUUCCCUUCUUCCUGUCGUCCACGUACGAGGCCACGGUUCCCGAGGGAGCGGAGAUCGGCACGUCGGUGGCUCAGGUGUCGGCCACAGACCUGGACUCUGGUCUGCACGGGAUGAUCCACUACGUGAUCCUGCGGGACGAGAGCGGCGACUCUCAGUUCUUCAGCAUCGACUCGCGCAGCGGCGUCAUCGUCACUCGAGCGUCUUUCGACCGCGAGCAGAAAGCCUCCUACCUGAUCGAGGUCCAGUCGCAGGACGGCUCCGAGUCGGCUAGACCGGGCCAGCAGGGACAGCCCAACACUGACACGGCCUACGUCAGGAUCUUCAUCACCGACGUCAACGACAACGCCCCGGCGUUCGCCCAGCCGGUGUACGAGGUGAGCGUGGAGGAAGACAAGGAGGUCGGCUUCGUCCUCAUCACCGUCACCGCCAACGACGAAGACGAAGGCGCCAACGCCAAGCUGCGCUACCAGAUCACCUCGGGGAACACCAUGGGCACGUUCGACGUGGAGCCCGAGGUGGGCACCAUCUUCGUGGCUCAGCCGCUGGACUACGAGAUGGAGCAGCGCUACGAGCUCCGGCUGGUCGCCUCCGACGGCAAGUGGGAGAACGAGACGCUGGUGGUGGUUCAGGUGGUCAAUCGCAACGACGAGGCGCCCGUCUUCAGCCAGACCGAGUACCACGCCGCUGUGACGGAGGAGCUCACACAGCUGCCUGUUUUCAUCCUGGAGGUGUCUGCCACAGAUCCGGACCAGGAGGCCGAUCAAACCGCCCUCCGCUACUCCCUCCAUGGUCAGGGCGCUGGUGGCGAGUUUACCAUCGAUGAACGAACUGGAAGGAUCUACGCACAACGCCGUCUGGACCGCGAGGAGCGCCCGGCCUGGAGAUUCCUCGUCCUCGCCACAGACGAGGGAGGGGCGGGACUCACAGGGUUUGCUGAUGUGCUCCUAGAGGUUCAGGAUGUCAACGACAAUGCGCCGUUCUUUCCGUGCCCGGCGCUGGAAGUUGACGGAUGUUUUGUCGGCCAAGUGCCUGAAAAUUCCCCCGCCGACACCUCCGUCAUGGAGAUGCGAGCCAUGGAUCUGGACGACCCCAACGAGGGCAAGAACGCCAUGCUGACCUACAGCAUCAUCAAGAACGUCCGCAACGAGAUCAACCUCAACCUGUUCUCCAUCAACGCCAGCACGGGGACCAUCUACACGGUGCUGCGUUCGCUGGACCGGGAGGUGGAGGACCGCUAUCUGGUGGUCGUGGAAGCCAGGGACGGAGGGGGACUGGCGGGAACAGGAACAGCCACCAUCAUGGUUUCAGACGUCAACGAUCACCCACCCGUCUUCACUCAAAGGCUCUACACUACUCAGGUGACCGAGGACCUGGAGGUGAACAGCGAGGUUCUCGUAGUUUCUGCCACGGACGGCGAUGAGGGUGAGAAUGCUGUGGUGACCUUCAGCAUCGUUGGCGGUGAUGAGGACAGGAAGUUCUUUGUGGAGACGGACAAGGUGAACCGACGCGGCGUGAUAAAACUGAAAAAGAAGGUUGACUUCGAGAAGCCCCAUGAGAGGACUUUCAAUCUGACCCUGAAGGCUGAAGAUGCCGAUUUCUUCAGUCUGGCCUACUGUCUCGUCCAGGUGGAAGACUCCAAUGACCACGCCCCCGUGUUUUUCCCACAAUUCUAUGAGUCACCCGCCAUGUCUGAGGACGUACCUGUGGGGACAAUUGUAGCUCAGGUUACAGCUUCUGACCUGGACUCGGGUCAAAACGGGCGUUUUUCUUACAGCAUUUCGAAGGAGUCGGACCCCUACGGUCAGUUUCUGGUGGACCAGUCCGGUUGGGUGGUUGUGGCCGAUUCUCUGGACAGGGAGAAAAUCUCGCAGCACAGGAUCAUGGUCCUCGCCACGGACUCCGGGAGUCCACCCCUGACUGGCACUGCCAUCGUCAUGGUAACUAUUCUGGACAUCAAUGACAACGGGCCAGAGUUCGAGGUCUCCUACAAGCCCGUUGUUUGGGAGAACACCCCGGCGCCGCAGGCUGUCCGGAUGAACGAAACCUCCCUCCUGCUCCACGCCACCGACCGAGACACCUCCACCAACGGCGGGCCGUUCUCCAUACGCCUCCUCAUGCUCACCUCAGACGCCACCAACUUCAAUUUGACUGACUUUCGAAAUGGCAGCGCAGCCAUUACCGCCCUCCGGACCUUCGACCGCGAGCGCCAGAAAGAGUACCACCUCCCGAUUCUCAUGAUUGACAGCGGCUCUCCUCCAAUGAGCUCCACCAGCACGCUCACGGUCGUCAUUGGCGACCGGAACGACCACCCCCACUCACCGGGACACAGCAACUUCAUCGUCUACAGUUACGAGGGUAUUCUCCCGACGACGGCGCUCGGACGAGUUCAAUCCCCCGACCUUGAUGACUGGAGUGAGAAGGUGUACCGCUUCGAAGGCAGACCGUCCAGGUUGUUCAGUCUGAACCAGAGCUCGGGUCAGCUCAGCAUCAGGGAGGGGGCUCCUCCGGGCUCGUACCGCCUGCAGGUGCGCGUGUCGGACCGCACCUGGCCCGACGUCACCUCCACGGCUCAGGUGGACGUCAGGGAGCUGAAGCAGGACGCCCUGCAGAACGCCGCCUCCGUGCGCAUCAGCAACCUGACGGUGGAGGAGUUUUUUAAUGAUGGCGGCGAGGAGAGUCGCUUCUCCCGCCUGGGUCGAACGUUGGCCGAACUCCUGCAGACGUUGCCGGAAAAUGUCCAGAUCUUCUCCGUGAGCGCCGGCGGCCGGCAAGGAGAGAAGGCGCUCGACGUGUGGUUCGCUGCUCACGGCUCGCCGUACUACAAGGCUGAGAAGCUGCACGGAUACGUGGCAGCGAACAAAGCCGAGCUGGAGGCCAUGUUGGGCACGUCCAUCUCUCAGGUGGGUGUUGACGACUGUCCAUCCACCGACUGCAGUCAGACUGGCGGCUGCAGCAGCGACGUGACCUUCAGCCAGGCGCCGGUGGCUCUCAGCACCGGAAACACGUCUCUGGUGUCGCUGUCGGCCUCACUGACGGCUCGAUGUGGCUGCAAGGCCCGAGAGGCGAUCCACCUGCCCUGCUCCGCCUACCCCACCAACCCCUGCCUCAACGGGGGCACCUGCCAGGACGGACCCCUGGGAUACAGAUGUAAGUGUCCCCCCAUGUUCGACGGACCGGAGUGCCAGCAGACCAAACACAGCUUCGGGGGUCAGGGCUACGCCUGGUUCCCUCCCAUCAUGCCUUGCUUCCAGAGCCACAUCUCCCUGGAGUUCCUGGCUGAGUCUGCAAACGGCCUGCUGCUCUACAACGGGCCGCUCGGUCCGGCCCAGUCUGGAGAGCAGGAGGACUUCAUCGCCGUCGAACUGAGGAACGGGGUUCCAGCUCUGAGUAUCAACCACGGAUCAGGAACGCUGACCCUGCAGCUCCCGCCCAAGUCCACCGUCACCGACCGGCGCUGGCAUCGCCUCGACAUCAUCAGUGACGGGAAGGUCGUCCAGCUGGUCCUGGAUCAGUGUGCGGGGGUGGCGGUGAACGAGUUGGAGGGCGUCGGCGCCGACAGUCAGGAGACGGACGAGUCCGGCUGCAGAGCUGCAGGAGAGACGCCGGGAAACCAGCGGUAUCUGAAUGUCUUCCAGCCUCUUCAGUUGGGAGGAGUGAAGGAAACGUCUCCUCAUCGACAGUAUCGCAGUUUCACUGGCUGCAUCCGCAAUCUGGUGGUGGACAGCCAGGUGUACGACCUGGCGUCUCCAGGUGAGAGCGUGGACAGCAGCCCCGGGUGCAGGCUGACAGACGGCGUGUGUGUGACGGCAGCCGGUCCAUCCUGCGGCGUUCAGGCGUCGUGCCUCGCCGACUGGGGCUCCUUCAGCUGCGAGUGUCACCCGGGAUACACCGGACACAAGUGUGACAGGGCCGUCCCAGAGUUCUCCUUCGACUCGGGCAGCGUCGUACGUUAUCAGCUCCGAGGAGGCGGCAGCUCUCGCCGCACAAACAUCCAGCUGCUCCUCAGAACCAGAGCCACCUCGGGCACCCUGCUCUCCAUGGCGUCCCGGGAGGCCAACGAGUACAUCGUCCUGGAGAUUAUGGAGGGUCACCUCUCUGUUCGGACCAACCUCGGCGACGGCGCCCACGCCCUGCGGCUCCCCGGCCAGCGGGUGGACAUUGGGCAGUGGGUCCUGGUCCGGCUCGGUCGUCAGGACAACCUGUUCACCCUGCAGCUGGAGCAGGGCGGCGGCUCGAGGGAGAUCCGGGCCCGGCUGGGGAGCCACAGGGAGAUCGUGGUUCACCCGGCCAGCGUGAUGGUCGGCAGCGGCCCGAACACCGCAGACAAGGUCGACUUUCAGGGUUGUCUUCGGGACGUUCGUUUUAACGGUCAGGUCCUGCCUCUGGACGGGCAGAGCCGGGACUUGGUGACGGUCCUGGAGAGGCGGGCCGUCACACCCGGGUGCUCGAGCGACGCCUGCAGCAGCCAUCCCUGCCGCAGCCCGCUGCGCUGCAUCGACCUGUGGAGGAAGCACCAGUGCAGGUGUCCCGGUGGUCAGGUGACAGUGACAGAUGACUCGGGUCGGCAGCGUUGUGUGCCGUCGCCCUGUGGAUCUACUUCCUGCCGUAACGGUGGCAUCUGCCAGGCGCUGUCGCCCGACAGCUACCGGUGCCGGUGUCAGGACGGGUUCAGGGGUCAGCGCUGCGAGCUGGGACAGGUCAAAGGUCACCGGCUGGCCGCCCUCAGCCCGAGCUCCAUCCUCGCCAUCAGCAUGUGUCUGCUCGUCUUCUUCGCGGUGCUGGUGGCGGUGACGGUGUGGAACCAGAAAGGCAGCCGUAACAAGUUCAGGAAGCGAGGAGUUUACCACAUCCCCGCUGAACACGAGAGCUGGGAGGACAUCCGAGAAAACAUCCUCAACUACAACGAGGAGGGAGGAGGGGAGCAGGACCAGAACGGCUACGACAUCACCGAGCUGAAGCGUCCGCUGUGCUCCAGCCUGUCUCAGUCCUCGUCCUGCACCACCGCUCCGCUCAUCAAGUCCUCCCCCGGCUCCCAGGAGGAGGUGCACCCGUCCGGCUCCUCCUGCAGCUCGGGCGCUCCCUACCUCAGCAUCCCGCAUCACCACCACCACCACCAUCAGCACGCCGCCACCAACGGCUACACCGGCGAUGCCACCUACGCCAACUUCUCCGCCCACGUAGGCAGAGACGUGCAGACGAGCGACGGGGGAGGUUACGCGGAUGCGGCGUCCGGGUCGCGCUCUCAUGUGGACUUUAAAAGCUAUGUGUCGCGGAUCAUCUGGGAGGCGGACAACGAUGGCGAGGCGUUCCCGCCGGACGUGUACCACGUGUGGUGCGUGGAGGGCUCGGGGUCGUCGGCAGGAAGCCUCAGCUCGCUGGGCUCCGCCGCGUCACGGAGGAACAUUAGCACCGGCGAGGAGGAGGAGGAGGACGAAGGCGGGUUUGUUUAUGACAGGCUGUCGCGGUGGGGUCCAAAGUUCAAGGUUCUGAGCGAGAUGUACGACCGGCCGCAGCUGGGCCUCACGUACCGGGACGCCGUGGCGUACAUGCAGAGGAGCCACAGCCACGACCCGCUGCCUCAGCACCACUAGGGGGCACCACACACACACACACACACACACACA
Acanthopagrus latus (yellowfin seabream) is the source of this 9206-nucleotide messenger RNA. RefSeq names its product neural-cadherin. Gene Ontology annotation, cellular component: plasma membrane; adherens junction; catenin complex. The record is from RefSeq and is a predicted model, not a curated record. NCBI's taxonomy places the organism in Eukaryota, Metazoa, Chordata, Actinopteri, Spariformes, Sparidae. Gene Ontology annotation, molecular function: calcium ion binding; cadherin binding. Gene Ontology annotation, biological process: cell morphogenesis; homophilic cell-cell adhesion; calcium-dependent cell-cell adhesion. The transcript is spliced from 34 exons. The coding region runs from base 348 to 9173 and encodes 2941 amino acids.